UGGGGCUGCACUUUCUGCAACAUAAGAAAAACUGCCAAUGGCUACAGGAAAAUAGGUCAAAGGCGUUUUAGGUCCUCUUCUAAAGACAUCAUGUCCCCUUCACUCUUGCAGAAGGAAUGUCAGAACUAGAAAAAACUUUCCUUAGAUUUUCUGCAUAUGGAAAUACAGCUACUCACCGGAACACCAUGUCUGGGAAGAACUUCUACAAGAUGUUGAAGGAAUGUGGUGUGAUGGACGGGAAAGUCGUGACCAGCACUGAUGUGCUCAUUGCCUUCAAUGAAGUCAAGUUUAAGGGGGCCAACCACAUUAACUAUAUUGAGUUUUUGCAAGCCAUUAAAUUGCUGAGCAGAAAGUGCUUUAAGGAACAAUCUCACGAGGAAGCUCUGCAGGCCUUAUUGAAGCUAAUGGAGGGGAAAAACCCAUCCAACCUGGAAGAAUGAGCAAGUGAAGGUUCCUUUGUACCAGGAAAGACAGCCUGAUUUCAAAACUAUACAUUUGAAUUACUUGAGUAAAAA
This is a messenger RNA of Pantherophis guttatus, 515 nucleotides long. Lineage: Eukaryota; Metazoa; Chordata; Lepidosauria; Squamata; Colubridae. The record is from RefSeq and is a predicted model, not a curated record.